Molecule: messenger RNA, 1213 nt
Organism: Dothidotthia symphoricarpi CBS 119687
Lineage: Eukaryota; Fungi; Ascomycota; Dothideomycetes; Pleosporales; Dothidotthiaceae
Exons: 1
Coding region: 1-1212 (403 amino acids)
Source: RefSeq, a predicted model, not a curated record
AUGCCUGACUACAAAUACAAAGUUCCCUUCAAAACUAAUAAUUGGAUACAGCAAGAUCAACGACAACUUACUUCUCAACACAGUCUUCCACUUUCGCAAUUAGAUCACCCAGCGAAACUGAGCUUAAGCCAAAACAAACCCAUACCAAAACGUCUCCUACCCCACACGACACGUACAUCACUCUCUACUGCCGGACCUAAGAAUAGCUUUUGGGACUGGUCUACAAAGGUGUAUUGGGACUAUCCGCGAUACAGGAAGAUGAAUAAUAUAGAGUUCGUCAAAAUGAAUGCUGGUUUCGUGGUUUGUGAACGCAGCGAAAGGCCGCUAUGGGCGAAGCCUAAGGCCAAUGCCACGGAGAAAGGGAAGAUGGAAAUAGACGACGAGUCCUUCAUCAACACGGAUACUGAUAGCAAUCUCUCUUACCAACCGCCGCUAUGCGCGAAGUGUAAAGUCAAUGCCACGGAAGAAAGCAAGAUGGAAAUAGAGGACGAGUCUUUCUCCUCCACCAACAUGAAUGCUGGUCCAAUUCUCCCUCAAAAAUCGUCGCCAUGCACGAAGUGUGAAGCCAAUGCCACAGAGAAAAGGAAGAUGGAAAUGUACAACCGGAUCCUAAAGAAUACUUCUGGCAUUCCUUGUCCCGAACCGCCGCCAUGCGCGAAGUAUGAAGCCACUGCCACGACAGAAAGCAAGAUAAAACUAGAGGACGAGUCCUUCUCCUUCAUCAACAUAAAUGCUGGUCCAAUUCUCCCUCAAAAACCGCCGCCAUGCGCGAAGUGUGAAGCCAAUGCCACGGCGGAAGUGAAGUACUCAGAGCUUCAAGAUAAGAUAGAAGCGGGAUUUGAGCGGUUGCACAGCAAAAAAACAGAUACUAAUAAGGACGCACUAAUUCAAGAGUUACAUACAGAAAAUACGCAAUUAAGGCGUGAAAAAAAGACAAUGAUUGCGGAAUUCGAGCGUGAAAAGGAGACAAUGAUCAGGCGUAGAAAGGAAACAAUGUUUGCGGAAUUCGAGUAUCAAAAGAACACAAUGAUUACGGAUUUCGAGAAUGAAAAAGAGGCAUGGGCAGAUCAAUUAGAGGCUCAAAUUAUGGGGUUGAGGUCAAUGAAUCGCGAAAAGAACCAUUACAAGAGGGAGGCUAUGAUAUUAGAUGUAGAGGUCCAGCGGCUUAAUGAGUUCAUAAACAAGAUGCAGAAAUCGGGGAGGAAGACUUGAG